Penicillium olsonii is the source of this 2094-nucleotide messenger RNA. Lineage: Eukaryota; Fungi; Ascomycota; Eurotiomycetes; Eurotiales; Aspergillaceae. The record is from the annotation of a GenBank genome assembly.
AUGAGUGGCCCCUCUGAUAAACCGACCUCUUUUCGCGUGUCGCAACGUCAGCCACAGGCGUGCCGAGAGUGCACAAAACGAAAGCGGAAAUGUGAUAAGCAAGAUCCCUGCUCCAGAUGUAAACGACUCAAUUUGAAAUGCUCAAUAGAAGUCGUCCACUUGAGGCGCAAUACGGUGCAGCAUGGACCUGAGAUCGAGUUCUUGAACACUUUAUUGGUAGAUUUGGACUCAUUACCCUCAGAUCAAACAACUCACCUGGUGCAAAAAAUCAAGAAUCGCGUCUUCCGGUUGGAGACUGGUCAAGACCCCGCAGAGCCGGAGGUAUUCACCACUGCCACGGCACAGCGAGCAAGCCCAAAUGAAGAUGUUCCACCCGAGAAACAUCCUCUUGUUACCGCGGAAAGUUCAUCGCAUCACAAUGACUCCUCACUCGUCACGGCAAUCGAGCAUCUUGCCUGGGGCCGUAACUCCGCUGGAUGUUUCCCACACAGGACAUGCAAGUGUCCCUAUCGCAAAGAUGGAAUGCGAUACCUCACUACCGCCAGCCUUCUCCCAGCGGGGGAUUUUGGGCCGGAGGCGAGACCGAUUUUCCCAAGUCCGAGAGAUGCUCAAAAGUUGGUCAAUUUUCACAUAUCCCACCUGGCCUGGCAUCACAAUUGCAUCCACAGCCCAACAUUUCUCGAACAGUGUGAAAGAUUCUGGGAAAAUGGGGAAUUCGACGAUCCAUUAUGGCAAGCUGUGUAUUUCUCUGUUUUGAGCUCAACUGUGAGUUCGAUCCAGGAUAGCGCAAAGGCAAGAGAGCUGGUCGAUGUCGACCUGAACACGGUGCAGUCCGCGCAACAGCUUUUCUCAUCCAUGACCCAAAUCCUUUACCAGUCGAAUUUCCUGGCCAACCUGUCCCUCUACUCCGUUCAAGCGAUUGUCAUUUCCACUGAAGUUGCCCACAAUCUUGGCCUCAGUCAGCUCAAUGCAACCCUUUUCAACGCGGGCGUUCGUAUAGCUGAGUGUUUGGGCAUUCACAAAAUCCAGGAUUGCUCAUCGAAGCCCCCUCGAAGCAAGGAAGAAUGGGAUGACAAAGUGGAGCGAGAAGUAGGCAAACGGGUUUGGUGCCAAAUGGUCAUUCAAGACCAUUUUGCCAUCCCAUUCACAGAUUCCUACAGCAUUUCUCCCAUGCAUUUCUCCACUGGCCGUCCAAUGAAUGCGGAUGACCACGAUAUGAGAGACAUGCCGAUCAGCCACCCUACCGUCAGCACAUACAUUCGCGUGCUGGUAAAUUUGGCAGAACUGAUGCCUGGACUAGUGGAUGGCUUUGGUCCGAUGAAAGCGAGGAGGCCAAUGCGACAACAGUACGAACAUAUCCUCCACAUCGAUCAAAAGAUGAGAACUGUCGUGAAAAACAUCCCAUCUUUUCUACUGCGCCCAGACAAGGCCAAAGAAGAACAGAUCAAAUGGCUUGGCAUUGCCCGGCGGAGUCUCGCGAUCACUGCCGCCGAAAAAAUCAUCAUGAUUCAUCGCCCUUUCCUUUUCCGAUCCUUCCAUGACCAGACAUAUCAAUAUACAAGGCGGACAUGUGUUGCAGCCGCUAUGACCAUCUUGCGAGAGCACGAAAUGAUUGUCAAAGAGGAGGAUAUCUCUAUCUGGACGCAUACUGCCUUCGCAAUCACCGCUGCCGUGAUAAUGUGCUUCGAAGUAAACGCAACGGCCGAGAAUCAGAUUGACAUCGCUCAAGGAUACAGGGAAGCAAUCCAUGCAGCGCGCGCCCGGCUUGCGGCCCGCAAAAACGAUGUUCUUGCGCAACGCGGAGUUGCUCUUAUUGAUGCGAUCUUCACCGUGGAUCCGUUCUCCGGAAGCUCAGGUCACCGCCAUAAGUCUGUCGACUUCGGCCAAAUCCUUGCCAAAUUCUCGAGUUUUACCCGACUCAAUCUGUCGCCUGAUACUCCAGAGACAUCUGCUAGCAGGUUCUCUGAUAUAGAUUCUGAGGAUGUCAUCGGCGCCCAUUUCGACCAGAUGCAGCCUGCUUGGGACACUGCAGAGGACAUCGAUUUCGACGCUUGGUUCAGUGGGACGUUCCACUCCCUGCAAGACCCGCUUUGA